AUGAGCUCUCAAAUCUGUAGAUCUGCUUCUAGAGCAGUGAGGUCUCUUCAUUCUUCACCUAAGAAUCCUCGUUUCUUCUCCGGUCGAGCCAUUGGUGUAGCAACAGUGGUUUAUGCAUCUGGAAAAGUCCCUCAGUAUGCAUCGGCUCGGGUUUCGCCUCCAAGAGUUGGAUUACCGGACUCCUCGCUCUUCCUACCGCAGAUGGAACGCACUUUCAUCGCUAUCAAACCUGAUGGAGUGCAGCGUGGACUGGUAAUAGAUAGGCCUAAUAAGUUCAUUGCUUCUUGUUCUUUAUUGCGCAAAAUUCUUAAACCUUCUGGAUAUAACAACCAGAUAUCAGAAAUCAUUUCUCGGUUCGAACGUAAAGGAUUCAAGCUUGUUGGUAUCAAAAUCAUGGUUCCUUCAAAGGGUUUCACGCAGAAACAUUACCAUGAUCUAAAGGAGAAACCUUUCUUCAACGGCUUGUGUAACUUCCUUAGCUCAGGCCCUGUUGUUGCCAUGGUCUGGGAAGGUGAAGGAGUGAUUAGAUACGGACGUAAACUGAUUGGAGCCACAGAUCCUCAGAAAUCAGAACCUGGAACUAUCCGAGGCGAUCUCGCAGUUGUUGUUGGAAGGAACAUUAUCCAUGGAAGUGAUGGACCAGAGUCAGCUAAGGACGAGAUCAGUAUGUGGUUUAAGCCCGAAGAACUCGUUUCUUACACCAACAAUGCUGACAAGUGGAUCUACGGCCAGAACUGA
Molecule: messenger RNA, 738 nt
Organism: Arabis nemorensis
Lineage: Eukaryota; Viridiplantae; Streptophyta; Magnoliopsida; Brassicales; Brassicaceae
Source: the annotation of a GenBank genome assembly